AUGGAUGUGGACGCCGCAAACGAUGCAGCAAUUGCACGACUACUGGCAAACGAGGAUGGUGGUGACGACGAGGAGGAGUACUCACUGGACGCAGAUGAGCUGGAGUAUGCUGCAGGUGCCCCAGAGUGCCUGUCUGAGCCAGGCCUGAAGGCGCAUGGACGGCUGUCUCCUGACCCUGUCCCGGCCGAGGCCGGUCAUGUUGCCCCAGACCAGCACCAGCUGACGGCCUCAGGCCGACGAAAACGCAAGGACACAGGCAAGCAGCGAACGACCUCACGCUCAUGGUCCAGCGGGGAGGAGAGCCUAUUCCUGGAGGCCCUGGACCUCCACGGGCGCGACUGGAAGAAGUGCGCCGAGCACCUCGUCACCAGGGAUCCCAGGGCAGUGACCAGCCAUGCACAGAAGCACUUCAUCAAGCUGCUGCUUCGGGGCGAGGCCUUGCCUGAAGCAGUCGCAGCUUCGGGGGCCGGCUACACCUUGUCAGGGGUGGCAGCCGACGGGAAGCUGACAGUGGGCAUCCAUGUCACCAGUCUCGAGAUGGAGGCAGAGCCGGCAGGUGUCGUCAAACGCUUGCCCAAGGCAUCGGCUGCGCUGUGUGCCGCCAAGCGUGGCCGCAAGAAGAGGGGCUCGAGUGACUCGGAGGAUGAGGGCAGGCCCUUGGCGCCUGCUUUCCCCGCUGCGGCUGAGGGCUCCUCCCCCGCGGAACCCACCGAAUACUCCAAGGCACGGCCACGGCGGCAGGGAGGCCAGCGUGCCGUCAUGGGGGACACGAGCGAAUCCCUUGACCUCACCUGCCCCAAGGAGUUUGUGGGCCCUCCCGGGUCGGCCGCCCCCCUCGCACAGCCCUUUGCAGUGGUCACCUCGAGCCAGGCGCGGCUGGUGAUGGACUUUCACGCCCACCUGAGCGGGUACGAGGUAAUUGGCCUCCUGGGCGGCCGGUACGAGGCUGGGCGCAGGGUGUUGCACGUGGACGAGGCAUACCCCUGCCGCAGGGCGCAAGGCUCCGACUCCGGCACCUCGGUGGAGCUGGACCCCGCGUCGCAGGUCGAGGCGACCACCGCCAUGUCAGCGAGAGGGCAGGCCGCCGUGGGCUGGUACCACUCCCACCCGGUGUUUGAGGCACGGCCCUCUCAGAAGGACAACGAGAACCAGCGCAACUAUCAAGCCCUCUGCCACGACCCUGAGGCCGGGCUGGCGCCCUGGGUAGGCGCCAUCGUCUCCCCCUACGACGCCAGCCUCCCCUCCACGGCAUCCCAGAUCCGCAUGUGGGUGGUGCGGACCAGCGCCGGCCGACUCACCCCCUUCUCCAUCAGGAGCCAAGGGGCGGAGGCAGGGCCGGCCAGCGCCCACGACGAUACUCUCAGCAGUCUGCGAGCGGCGCUGGUGGCGCAGAGGGACGACCCCAGCCGGGUGCGGCUGGGCGCGGUGUGGAGGGGCUACACCCGCCUCGUCCAGGGCCACCCCGACGGCCCUCCGCUCACCAAGCUGGAGAAGCUGCAGGGGGCCCUGGCGGCCCACCUGGCAUCGCAAGGCCAGCGAGAUGCUCUUUUCUCCUGGCUGCUGGAUGCCGUGCACGAGGAGUGGGGCGUGGACCUCCAGCCCCUCGCCGCAGCCAAGGCGGAGGCUGUGCCGGCGGAGACCGGCGAGGUGUGCCACUGUGAGCCGGGGCUCAACCUGUCCGGGGAGUCAUGCGCCGCCUCUGCGGGCGCAGCGGAAGCCCUCCCCCCCGGCGGCAGGCCAUCCCUGGGCCUCACGUAG
Messenger RNA from Auxenochlorella protothecoides, 1758 nucleotides. Its product is annotated as Histone H2A deubiquitinase MYSM1. The transcript is spliced from 14 exons. Gene Ontology annotation, molecular function: metallopeptidase activity; DNA binding; polyubiquitin modification-dependent protein binding. The coding region runs from base 1 to 1758 and encodes 585 amino acids. Gene Ontology annotation, biological process: double-strand break repair. Gene Ontology annotation, cellular component: BRISC complex; BRCA1-A complex. The record is from RefSeq and is a predicted model, not a curated record. NCBI's taxonomy places the organism in Eukaryota, Viridiplantae, Chlorophyta, Trebouxiophyceae, Chlorellales, Chlorellaceae.